Paraglomus occultum is the source of this 725-nucleotide messenger RNA. NCBI's taxonomy places the organism in Eukaryota, Fungi, Glomeromycota, Glomeromycetes, Paraglomerales, Paraglomeraceae. The record is from the annotation of a GenBank genome assembly.
AUGGUACAAAAGCAGCCAAAGAAAGAAGUUGCAACCAACGCACCAUACUUUUACCCUAGCUUUUCCCGCUAUAAUUAUCCAAAAUUUGGCACAGACGACGAAACGUACGCAGAACCUGCAUUCAAGUUCCCUUCGUGGGAUGACGGACUCUCCGGUUACACAAAGCGUACAUACCCACGGAAGAACUCGCAUCGUUACGAGGAUUUCGACUGCGAUGAACUACACGAUGAUAUUAACUCAGCUAAAUACGACGCUCAAGCAGAUUACGAUCGUUUCAAAUCCCACUUUUCAGCCUUGUCAGAUGAGCUUCGCGCACUACAACAGGAAAUCGAAGAAACGGAACGCCGAUAUCUAACCCGCAGAUGGGAUGCUGACGACGAAUCCGAAGCGGGCUCUUUUUCCGAAUCAUCAGUUCUGAUAUCUGGCUUUGGAGUCGGACCGAGCCCAAAACGUUCAUUGACAUCGUCACCGACGCCGCAAGCAACUUCCGAAGUGUCUGUUGGUGGAUUUGGAUCGAGUUCUCGCAGGAUACUCUUGUCUUCCCCGUCAGCAAUGCAAGCAGCAACUAGCCCAUAUCGUAAACGGUCUACAUCGAUUAAAUCUGGUUAUGAAGAGGAAGAAGAUGAUGAUUGUCUAAGUGGCCCGGGUAGUCCUAAUGGACGUCGUUGUAUGGGAUUGGACGAUGGAUGGACACAAGAGAGAGUACAUCAGAAUGAGUGGAUACG